Messenger RNA from Fusarium musae, 1374 nucleotides. RefSeq lists its product as uncharacterized. NCBI's taxonomy places the organism in Eukaryota, Fungi, Ascomycota, Sordariomycetes, Hypocreales, Nectriaceae. Gene Ontology annotation, molecular function: O-methyltransferase activity. The transcript is spliced from 4 exons. Bases 1 to 1374 code for a protein of 457 amino acids. The record is from RefSeq and is a predicted model, not a curated record.
AUGGCUGACACAACUGUUUCUCACACAAACGGACAUAUCGUCCCGGAAACGGAAUACCGCGGAGCCGAGAAGAAGCUCGAGGCUUCCGUCUCAGCUUUGAGCUCCUCUGGUUCUUCAGACGGCACCCCAGAUGCCAACGGUACGAAGUCGGAAGAGCCCGAUGUAUCCAUCGCUCUGAACGCCGCCAACAUUGAAGCCGUUCCCUCCCUGAUCAAAGAGAUUAAUUCUCUUAGUGGCGAUCUAGAUAGUGAUGACCCGACAGCGCGGCUCAAGCUCAUGGCCAAGGCCAAGAGCCUGUGGCAGUCACUCGAAACUCCCAGAGAGACCAUGCUUCGUCAUGUUUGGGCCGAGCCCUCGCUUCACUGCGCCUUGACGGCUGGUACUGUCAAGGAAGUCUGGACUCAUGUCGCCAAGAUUGAUGGGCCUUUCAAGGUCGCUGAUGUCGCGAAGGAGAAGGACAUUGAGCCUGCUCUUCUUGCCCGUCUUGUGAGACAUGUCUCAUCCAUGGGAUACAUCACCGAGAUUGAUCAGGAUACAUACCAAGCCACAAACUUCAUCAAGUCGAUGGCUUUUCCAUUCAUCAACGCUGGCUACCCUUGCAUUUCCGGAGCCUGUCUCAACGCUCUCGGUCAAUUCCACGAAUGGGCCGACAUCAACUCAUGGAAAGAUGCCACUGACAUAAGCAACUCUCCCCUACAGCUUGGUUACAAGACUGAAAAGACUUUCUUCGAGCAUCUUCACACCAACCCACCGUACGGCCAGCUGUUCCAUCUUCACAUGGGCGGCUACCGCCAAGGUCGACCAUCUUGGAUGGAUGCAGGUUUCUUCCCAGUUCAAGAGAAGCUUAUCGAUGGGUUUGAGAAGUCUGAUGACUCUGCUCUUCUGGUCGACAUUGGUGGCUCUUUUGGUCAUGAUAUUGGAGAGUUUUGCCGCAAGUUCCCCGAUGCGCCAGGCCGUCUCAUUCUCCAGGAUCUACCUGUCGUUAUUGAUCAGAUUACUUCACUAGACAACAAGAUUGAGCGAAUGAAGUAUGACUUCUAUACCGAGCAGCCCAUUAAAGGUGCUCGCGCAUACUACAUGCACUCCGUCCUCCACGAUUGGUCAGACGAGACUUGUCUCAAGAUUCUGGGCCAAGUCAAGGCUGCCAUGAAGCCCGGUUAUAGCAAGCUUCUUAUCAACGAGAACGUCAUCCCUAAUACUGGCGCUCAGUGGGAGGCUACGGCUUUGGAUAUUAUGAUGCUUACUCUACUUGCUUCACGAGAACGUACCCAACAGAACUGGGAGAAGCUACUUGGAGAAGCUGGACUUAAGAUUAGCAACAUUUGGACCGUCGCGAAUGGAGUCGAGAGUCUGAUUGAAUGCGAAUUGGUUUGA